Molecule: messenger RNA, 210 nt
Organism: Plasmopara halstedii
Lineage: Eukaryota; Oomycota; Peronosporomycetes; Peronosporales; Peronosporaceae
Exons: 2
Coding region: 1-210 (69 amino acids)
Source: RefSeq, a predicted model, not a curated record
AUGUGCGUUUUAGGUGAUGCUGUGGAUAACUCUGGGCGAUCGAUGAUGAACAAAAGAGGAGAAGAGCGGAUAACAUUAAGCGGCCUCUUCAACUAUGUUGUUAUCUCGAGUAACGAUUUCGCAUUUCUCAUCAAAGAAUCUGAUCUACGAUCAUUGUGUCUUGAGGCAAACAAUGAUAUGACUGGAAACAUAGAGUUCUUUUACAAAUAA